AUGCCGUCGGCGUCGAUCGACGAGGGCGUCGGCGUCGACGCGAAUGACGACGGCAGGAUGGAGGAGGGGGCGGUCGAGCUCGGGGGGCCGGGGGACGCCCCGAAUGGCGACGAGGGCGCGUCGGUUCCCCAUCCCCACGCCGGGCAGAAGCCCGGCUCGGCGGUGUUCAACCUCUCCAGCGCCAUCAUCGGCGCGGGCAUCAUGGCCAUCCCGAACGCCUUCCGCGUCCUCGGCGUCCUCGGCGGCGUCCUCGCCCUCGUCGCCAUGCACGUCGUCACCGGCACCACCGUGCGAUUCCUGGUGCGCGCCACCGAGGCGUCGGGCGCGGGCACGUACGCAGCGUGCGCCGCGCGGUUCUGCGGCGACGCCGCCCGUACCGCCGUGCAGCUCGCCAUCGUUCUCAACAACUUCGGCAUCAUGGUCGUCUACCAGAUCAUCUUCGGCGACGUGCUCGCGGGAACCCCCGCGGAUCUACGGACCCUCCCCGACGUCGAUCCCGGCCCGGGAUCCGACGCGGAGGAUUACGCAGACUACGACGACGGGCGCGACAACGCCACGCGCGUCUACCCGCCGCCGCUGCCCCCCGCGGCGCCGCCCUCCGACGAGGACGACGAGGACGCCGCGCCCGCGGCGCUGCUGCCGUGGGCGUUCGCGCGCGCGGGGGGAUCGUGUCGCGUCCCCGUCGCCGCCGUCGCGCCAAACGGCAGACUGACGUUAAGGUCCGGGCCUUCUUCGUACCAUUCGUUCCUCGCCUCCACAGGGGUCCCGGUCGCGGCGUACGACGCACGCGGCGAACGUGCGUACCUUCGCGCCGCCCUGGCUGUCCCUGACGACGGUGCGAUUGGAUGGGGCGAGUCGUCCGACACGUUCAUCGGACGGGCGCUGGACGGGUGGGCGGCGCAAAAAAACGGAGGAAACGUAGAGCCUAACCACCACUCGCAAACGCAGGUGGCGUACGAGACGGCGUGGUACUGCACCCGACCCGCGUCGAUAGCGUACGUGCUGGUGCUGGUGUGCGCGCCGCUGUGCCUGAUGCGGAGCCUGAAGGCGCUCGCGGGGGCGUCGUUCGUGUCCGUCGCGUGCGCCGCCAACUUUGCCGCGGUUUUGCUCUUCAAGUUUGUGAUGCACGUCGUCGAGGAGUUUGGCAAUGACACAGCUGGCGACACAGCUGGCGCCGGCGUGUUUGGGAAGCUGGCGGCGCUGACGCCCCGACUACUGCCCGACCCAACGCGCACGAGCGUGCGCGAGGCCAUCUCCGUCAUCGCGGUGAUGACCACGGCGUACGUGUGCCAUUUCGUGGUUCACCCGCUGUACGCGGAGAUGGACCAUCCGAGGUCGCCGGAGCGGUUCGAGGCGUUGGUGGCGCGACGGUCGCUUCGCCUGUGCACGUCCAUCUACGUCGGCGUCGGUGUGGUCGCCUUCGCGCUCUUCGGGGACGGGACCCACGCCGACGUGCUCGUGGACUUUCGGCGUAACACCGCGCUGGACCAGGCUGUCGUCAAGGGCGGCUACGUGAUGUCGUUGGCGCUCACGUAUCCGGUUUUGUUCUGCGUGAUGCGCGAGGUGCUGGUCGAGAUCUUCAUGGACCGCGGAGACGCCGCGAAGAGGCGGUCGGGCGCGACGACGGACGCCGACGACCGUUACGACGACCGUUACGGUGACGAGGCGACGUCGGAUGAGCUCCGCGAGCACCUGCUCACAGACGCCGGCGAGGAGGAACGGGCCGAUCCCGGGGACGAAGUCGCGCACACGCUGGCCAUGCGCGACUCGCGAGUCUCGCUUCGCGACCCCGAGGAGUGCGCCUGGCGGCUGAGCCGACCCGCGCACGUCGCCCUCACGCUCUCGAUCAUCGCCGCGCAGUUCCUGCUGGCCAUCGUCAUCCCCAACAUCGAGGUUGCGCUGGGGUUCAUGGGGUCCACCCUCUCGGUGUUUGUCGCGUUCGCCGCGCCGGCGAUGAUCGCGAUUGGCGUCGCGAAAGAGGCGGGCGCGGAUGGAUCGCUCGCGUGGGCGGUGCUGGCGUUCGGAGUGUUGGUCGGGGCGUCGGGGCUGACGGUGGCGACGUGGAACGUGGUGUCGCCGCCGGAGUGAGCGGCGGCGGGUGUCCUUCUUUUUAUAAAAUGUUGUACAACC
Molecule: messenger RNA, 2130 nt
Organism: Micromonas commoda
Lineage: Eukaryota; Viridiplantae; Chlorophyta; Mamiellophyceae; Mamiellales; Mamiellaceae
Product: amino Acid/Auxin permease family
Exons: 1
Coding region: 1-2088 (695 amino acids)
Biological process (GO): amino acid transmembrane transport
Molecular function (GO): amino acid transmembrane transporter activity
Source: RefSeq, a predicted model, not a curated record